AUGGGAAUGCGAUUUAUAAAAGGAAGGUCUCGCAAUAUUAUGGCAGAAACGACGGCAAAUGUUGCGUUCAGGGCGCAAUAUUUGAGAAAAAAAGUUUUAAACCUGAACAGACGCAAUUUUCCAGUGCGCCCCGAGGUUUAUCUCGACGAGACUUUUUGUAACCUGCACCAUGUCGCCAAUUUAUCGUGGGUUGAUGAGGACAAGCUGCGGUAUACGAAGAGUGGUCGAGGUCCACGGUUUUGCAUUAUAGCCGCUGAGGUGUGGCAAUCCAACUUAAAACGUAAGAACGAUGACGAUUAUCAUGGCAACUUCAACAUCGAGCAGUUUAAGAAGUGGUUCACGAAUCUGAGUGCUAUUUUGGCGUCCAAGUAUGGGCCAUGUAACAUACACAUGGAUGGGGCCAGCUAUCACAAACGCCAAACGAACCCCACUCCACAAUCCAGCAUCAGAUAUGCCUGA
Phytophthora infestans T30-4 is the source of this 459-nucleotide messenger RNA. RefSeq lists its product as uncharacterized. The coding region runs from base 1 to 459 and encodes 152 amino acids. The record is from RefSeq and is a predicted model, not a curated record. The transcript is spliced from 3 exons. Lineage: Eukaryota; Oomycota; Peronosporomycetes; Peronosporales; Peronosporaceae.